Danio rerio (zebrafish) is the source of this 1259-nucleotide messenger RNA. It is a transcript of the gene snf8, whose product is annotated as SNF8 subunit of ESCRT-II. The record is from RefSeq and is marked provisional. Gene Ontology annotation, biological process: animal gross anatomical part developmental process; multivesicular body sorting pathway. Lineage: Eukaryota; Metazoa; Chordata; Actinopteri; Cypriniformes; Danionidae. Gene Ontology annotation, cellular component: ESCRT II complex; cytoplasm.
GUGGAUGUUUUCUUUCUGGAUUGUUGGAAACUGAUUUAAAAAGCAGCGUAAAUGAAAGAUAUCAACUCUAUUCGGUGUCGUUUUAUGAUAUAACGUUAGAUUAGUUUGUCAUGUUCGGUCUCAAUGUGUCUGUAUGUAGUUCGCGCGCUGUUUAGCUGACUGGGAAGUCAAUUACAAGAGUUGUAUCAGGGCACAGGGAAAUAAUACAUCCUCGCUGUUGUAGUGUAGUAUUUGAGACUUUCUUAUUUAGCCAUCAUGCACAGAAGAGGAGUGGGAGCUGGGGCGAUAGCCAAAAAGAAACUCGCUGAGGCAAAGUAUAAAGAGAGAGGAAGUGUCCUGGCUGAGGAUCAGAUCGCACAGAUGUCGAAACAACUGGACACGUUUAAGACCCAUUUGGAGGAGUUUGCCAGCAAACAUAAACAAGAAAUCCGUAAAAGCUCACAGUUCAGAGUGCAGUUCCAGGAGAUGUGCGCCACUAUAGGGGUUGAUCCUCUUGCAUCUGGGAAGGGAUUUUGGUCUGAAAUGCUUGGAGUUGGUGAUUUCUACUAUGAGCUCGGCGUACAGAUCAUUGAAGUCUGUUUAGCUCUAAAACACAGGAAUGGUGGUCUCAUCACAUUAGAUGAACUUCACCAUCGUGUCUUGAAAGGAAGAGGGAAGUUUGCACAAGAUGUGAGCCAGGAUGAUCUGGUGCGGGCCAUCAAAAAGCUGAAGGCAAUGGGCAACGGCUUUGGGAUGAUUCCUGUUGGUGGCACAUAUCUAGUGCAGUCUGUCCCAGCAGAGCUCAACAUGGAUCACACUGUGGUCCUUCAGCUGGCAGAAAAAAAGGGUUACGUGACAGUGAGUGAAAUCAGAGAGAGCCUCAAGUGGGAGAAAGAGCGGGCCUGUCAUGUUCUUGAUCACCUGCUGAAAGAAGGUUUAGCAUGGCUGGACUCUCAAGCUGCCGGGGAGCCGCAGUAUUGGCUGCCUGCUCUGUUCUCUGAGCUCUUAUCACAAGACGUUACACCUGAAGAGGCCAAUCAAAUGACACCUUAAGAACAAGACAUUAUUUUGUAAAUAUGCAGUCGCGGUAAAGGAGACAAAAGCCAAGGUCAAAGAAUGUCUUGUACUCUGAGAACUCGGCUUUUUUUUUUUUUUUUUUUUUUAGAAAAAAUGGGAUAAUAAAAGUAUCUGCUUUAAGUCAUAUUUCUGAAAACCCAACAAGCCUCAAUAUGUUUUAUAUGUUAGUUAUUUUAAUAUCUGACAUUUCACUGGAAAAAAAA